This is a messenger RNA of Paraphaeosphaeria sporulosa, 1086 nucleotides long. RefSeq names its product NAD(P)-binding protein. NCBI's taxonomy places the organism in Eukaryota, Fungi, Ascomycota, Dothideomycetes, Pleosporales, Didymosphaeriaceae. The transcript has a single exon. The record is from RefSeq and is a predicted model, not a curated record. Gene Ontology annotation, molecular function: oxidoreductase activity. The coding region runs from base 194 to 697 and encodes 167 amino acids.
GUCACACUGUAACCGGGACCACAUUCCACAUAUAGUCGCACUCGGAAUCUGAGAAUGAGUGUGGACUGUUAUCAUUGAUGUGGAGCUUCGGAGUAAGGGUCUUUACCUCAUGAUUCCCUAGUUGUAUACCUCCAACGCCAUCUUCACUUGCAACAAAUCGCGAAACACAAAGUCACCAGCUCAGGCCGCAAUCAUGUCAUCCCCAAAGGUUAUCAUCGUAACAGGCGCGAACCGCGGCAUCGGCUGCGCGAUUUGCACGAGCCUUCUUUCACACCCUUCCCAAAUCUCUCACCCCAUAACCCUCUUUGCAACCUCCCGCCAAGGCAGCAACCUCAAUCUAACCACCUCUUCCUCCAACCAGAGAAAUCUCUAUCCAUCUCUCGAUAUCACAUCCUCAUCGAGUAUCUCAACUUUCGUUUUGAAGUUGAAAUCCUCAUACGGAAACGUCGAAGUGCUGAUCAAUAACGCCGGCGUAAAUCUUGACAGCGACUUCCCCCCCUCCAACGCCAGAAAACCACUCGACACAAACUACCGCGGUACCCUAGACGUCUGCACCGCCAUCCUACCCCUACUGACGCCGAAGACUGGCCGCAUAGUCAACCUCUCCUCCGCGGGCUCAAGCCUGGAUCCAUUCAAUCCCCCCUCGCCCAGCGCUUCAGAACCGUGCCCACGCUUAAAGACCUCAACAUCUUGGUAAGGGAAUAUCUAGAUGCCGUAGCCGCUGGCGAAGAUGCAGGGCAGGGUUUCCCAUGGCGCCGCUUGUACGGCGUCUCUAAGGCGGCAGUGAAUGCGCUCACUGCGAUUUUAGCGCGCGAGAAUGCGGGCCGUGCGACGAUCAAUUGCUGUUAUCCUGGGUGGGUGGAUACGGAGAUGGGAAACCUGGUUGGAAAGCCUUCGAAGACCCCGGAGGAGGGCGCCAGGAUCCCGGUCAGGCUUGCAAUUGGGGAUGUUGGGGGUGUGAGUGGGAGGUUCUGGGGGAAUGACAAUGUGAGUGGGAAGGGCGAUGGAAAAGUGCAGGAGUGGUAGGAUACGGAAGCGCGCGGACGCGAAGCUGGUAUAUAUGUAGGCACCUCCCUUUCUACUCGA